Messenger RNA from Electrophorus electricus (electric eel), 1552 nucleotides. It is a transcript of the gene pabpn1, whose product is annotated as poly(A) binding protein, nuclear 1. Gene Ontology annotation, molecular function: poly(A) binding. The record is from RefSeq and is a predicted model, not a curated record. Gene Ontology annotation, cellular component: nucleus. NCBI's taxonomy places the organism in Eukaryota, Metazoa, Chordata, Actinopteri, Gymnotiformes, Gymnotidae.
ACACGGCGCAAGCGAAUAAUACACAUUUGGUUUACUGAAUAUGUACACGUAAAUGCUACUAACUUGGCUAUUUUAUUGUCAGGGGACGGAAACAAUUUUUUUGUCUGUCUGACGAGUAGGUACUUUUUUUUUUUUGCGUCAGCGGAAAAGGUUUCGACACGGGGCGGUUUAUUCCUCGUUUUUAACUUUGGUUUCUCAGCGGCGUUUUUUUUCCGCCGUUUUUCCCCCCUGCCCCUCUCGCUCUCCCCCCGGUGCGCGUCGGGCCUUGCAGCACGGCCACGAGGACCAGCGGGAAUCCGGUCAUGGCGGAGUUCGGCAACGGACUGGCGGAGGAGUCUCUGCUCGACUCGGACCCAGGUCACCCGGAGCUCGAAGACCCAGGCGUUGGCGACGAGGAGCCCGGGCUGGAUGAGGGUGAGGCCGCUAUCGAAGAUCCGGAGCUGGAGGCCAUUAAAGCUCGCGUGAGGGAGAUGGAGGAGGAAGCGGAGAAACUGAAGGAGCUGCAGAAUGAGGUGGAGAAACAGAUGAACCUCAGUCCUCCACCCGCUGGUCCUGUCAUAAUGUCCAUUGAAGAGAAGAUAGAGGCAGACGGAAGAUCAAUUUAUGUUGGAAACGUGGAUUACGGAGCAACAGCGGAGGAACUGGAGGCACAUUUCCAUGGCUGUGGCUCUGUUAACCGAGUGACUAUCCUAUGUGACAAGUUCACAGGACACCCCAAAGGGUUUGCAUAUAUCGAGUUUGCAGACAAGGAGUCUGUUAGAACAGCCAUGGCACUGGAUGAGUCCUUAUUCAGAGGGAGACAAAUAAAGGUCGGGGCGAAGAGAACGAACCGGCCGGGCAUUAGCACCACAGACCGAGGCUUCCCCCGAGCUCGGUUCCGCUCACGUGGGGGGAACUUCGCCUCAUCCCGGGCCCGCUACUACAGCGGCUACACGCCCCCUAGAGGCAGAGGACGGGCCUUCAGGUUUCAGGACCAGUGGAGGCUGACCACCCCUCCCCCUGUGGCCGCGGCGCCCCCUACUGUCUCGGCAGCGUCUCUCUCUCUCUCUGCUCCCGCUAUUCACACUCACCCCAUCCUGUCUGUGUGGGGGGGCGGGGGAGGGGGACAGGGUGACCACCGGCCCACUGCGGCCAGCCUUUACUACAAUAACAAGCGCUGAGGUUGCUCACAGGCCAACCAGCAUCAGGCCCACACACACACACACACACACACACACACACACACACCUUCACCACAUAUUUAUAUAGCGAGAGCUACGCCAAGAUGGCAGAAGCUGGUUAAAUUUGCAAAGGGAGUGAGUAAGGCGGGACCAGAGAGGGAUUAGAAGGGGUGGGACUUCCAAGUGCCCCGCCUUUCUCAGUACACCAUGCAGUUCCAGCGUGAGCCAGGAUGAACGCAGGGGCCACAGGAAUUGGCUUUUUAGGAUGGAAGGGUGCAGAGCUUUUACUGGUGGGGACAGGGUUGGAUGCGGGCGGGGAGGGAGGUGGGGAGUUGAGAUCUUUCCUUUUUCCCCCUUUUUUUAUUUCCUUUGGGCUUUUUUUCUUUUGAGAU